This is a messenger RNA of Lodderomyces beijingensis, 708 nucleotides long. NCBI's taxonomy places the organism in Eukaryota, Fungi, Ascomycota, Pichiomycetes, Serinales, Debaryomycetaceae. The record is from the annotation of a GenBank genome assembly.
AUGGUGUUGGUCAACCUAGAGACAUACUUUUGCACGUUGGUGGUUCUCAUAUCCAUACCAAUACUAGUGCUACUACUAAGGAUAAUACACACCCUCCCCAGCUUACAUCUCCCACCAUCAAUCAGAACCCAACCUCACGGCAAGCCGUUAUCGCAAUUGCCAGAUGGGUCGCGCAGAAUUGCCAUAUUCUUGGGCUCAGGAGGCCACACGGGGGAAAUGAUCAAGAUGAUCUCGAAACUCAGCUUGGCGCGCCUCGACCGGACCUGGAUCAUUUCAAAUGGCGACUCGUCGUCUUUGCAGCAGGCGAAAUUCAUCGAGCUGCAAGUUUAUCGCGCCCACCAAGGUGGCACGAACGUGAUGUAUAAAAGAAUACCGCGUGCCAGGAACGUGGGCCAAUCUUACUUUAAAUCUGUUUUCACUACGGUGUACUCAUUUGCUGUUAGUUCCAUUACGUUGUUGUUCAAUCGACCCGAUAUCUUGCUUUUGAACGGACCGGGAACGUGCGUCCCCAUCGCGUACAUCUACUUCGUUUAUAAAGUGUUGGGGUUGAGUCUGACGAGGAUCAUCUACAUUGAGAGCCUUGCGAGAGUUGACAAGUUGAGUCUUAGUGGUAGACUCAUCUUGCCAAUUGCUGAUCGAUUUAUUGUUCAAUGGGAUCAACUUUAUCAACAGUACAACAGAGCUGAAUACUACGGUAUAUUGAUCUAG